GAAAGAGACCCUACCUACUCCUCAGAAAACUGACCUCUCUCCCCAAUCACACACGCAUAAAGGAAGAGAGACCAAGAAUGCUCUCUUUUACUCUCAUAAAUUAAACAAAACAAAAAGAAAAGGAAAUUAAAAUUCUCUCAUUUCCUGCCUCUCUCUGUCUCUACCCAGAGGGGUUUUGCAUUUUUCAAUCGAAGAUUCUCACAUACUAGCCUUGUGUAGGAUACUAUCGUAUGGGAUAAGUGACUGUUGACCUGGAAGAUUGUGUAGUUUAUUCUCAGAAUUCCCAUUGGUUAAGUGGUGUGUCUGAUCCAAGUGUGGGGUGCAUUGUCAUGUGCUUGUGCUAAUUCUAAAUAAUAGCCCCCUUCAUGGCCUUUAAAGCUUCUAAUGAAAGAGGAGUUGGGCUUCAACCCAGUUCAUUCAAUAUGGAAGAUGUUGAAUUAAAUACAAAUUGGGAAGAUGUGACUUGUCCUAUAUGUUUGGAUUUCCCUCACAACGGUGUACUCCUUCAGUGCUCAUCUUAUGAGAAAGGAUGCCAUGCUUUUGUUUGUGAUACAAACCACUUACACUCCAAUUGUUUAGACCGUUUCAAAAGUGCAUAUGGUAUGUCAUCUCCUUCAAAAUCUGAUGUGAGUCCUGCAGUAAAUACUGAACAAAUGGCAUCAGAAGAAGAUUGCAGGCCUACUUGUCCCUUGUGUAGGGGGGAAGUUACUGGGUGGGUUGUUGUUGACAAGGCUCGUAGACAUCUAGAUGUGAAGAAGCGUUGUUGUGAGGAGCAUCAAUGUACGUUUAUGGGUACAUACUUGGAAUUACAAAAACAUGCUCAACUAGAGCAUCCUCAUUCUCGUCCUUCAAAAAUUGAUCCUGCUCGGCAGCUUGAUUGGGAUAAUUUCCAGCAGUCCUCCGAGAUCAUAGAUGUUUUGAGCACUAUUCAUUCGGAAGUCCCUCGUGGGGUGGUUUUAGGAGACUAUGUGAUUGAAUAUGGUGAUGAUGAGACUGGAGAUGAGUUUGAGGACUUCCAUGGGGACGAACGUAACUGGUGGACCUCCUGUAUCUUAUAUCAGGUUUUUGAUAACUUACGAAAUUCUAGAAACAGAAGAAGGUCAAGAGUUGGUGACGCAAGAAGAGGAAGUCGCCGAGCAAGCUACGAUAAUUCGAAUUCUGAUGAAGGUUCUGUGACAUCUGUUGAAUUCCCUGAGUAUAGAGCAGAUGAGACUGAUGAUGAUUUUAUGAGUACAAAUGGGUCCUCAAGGGGUGGCUCCAGUCAUCGCAGUUCACGUAGACGUCGUUCUCGCUUCUAUGACAAUUAGGUAUGCUCUACUCAUGGAUCUUAUGCAUCCUCUUUUGUGCAGUGCUUAACUAGAGUAGAAGUGAAGGGGCAAGAAAGAGAUCCAUUGGAAGGAAGUGGAAUGCACUGGGAUUACUGUGGAUCUCUUCAGUGGUUUGGUUACAUGUAAAAGCAAGCUACAUCUGGAUUAUAUAUUGUUAGAUCUGCAAUGAGGUGUGCUGAUUGGACAUUACAUGACACAUCCAUUGGUUCCAUGGGUCCCUUUUUUUGCUUAAAAAAAGUGUAACCUUUGCUUCAUAUCUUAUUAAUUUGUGGAUUAGUUUAGUGUUUA
Molecule: messenger RNA, 1616 nt
Organism: Prunus dulcis (almond)
Lineage: Eukaryota; Viridiplantae; Streptophyta; Magnoliopsida; Rosales; Rosaceae
Exons: 4
Coding region: 366-1307 (313 amino acids)
Source: RefSeq, a predicted model, not a curated record